This is a messenger RNA of Phragmites australis (common reed), 1603 nucleotides long. RefSeq lists its product as uncharacterized. The transcript is spliced from 2 exons. Gene Ontology annotation, molecular function: dynein intermediate chain binding; dynein light intermediate chain binding. Lineage: Eukaryota; Viridiplantae; Streptophyta; Magnoliopsida; Poales; Poaceae. Bases 750 to 1292 code for a protein of 180 amino acids. The record is from RefSeq and is a predicted model, not a curated record. Gene Ontology annotation, cellular component: dynein complex. Gene Ontology annotation, biological process: microtubule-based process.
AGAUGAAACAAACACGAUUUAAUAGAAUUGGUUACCGUUGUAAUCAGAUUACGUUACAAAAGCCUGAACCAAACACGAUCUUACUGUUAGAUGUUUUUGUUUAGUAAGCUGUUUUCCCAUGUCACUUCAAUGUUUUCUUUUCGCCAGUUGUAUUUGUCAAAUGAAGGGCACGUUCUUGGAUUGUGCCCAGCCAAAACGUUGGCUCGCCAAACAUUGGCGGUUUUCCGUGCCGCUGGUUCGCCGGUGCGUUGGCCAGAAAAUGGACUGCCAACAUCUAGCUCGCAGCGGCCGUGCGCGCGUCCAUCACGGCGAGCGUGGCAGGGACGUCGUUGAUGAGCUAGCGGCCGCCAGAGUCCAGGCUCCAGAGAGAAGACGGGCGAGGUAAUCGGUAUGCAGGCCAGUCGAUCUAUGGAAUUAGAUCGUGAACUUGUGCUGGUUGCAAAUUCAACCAUGCUCUUACCGUCCUUUUGAAAAAAAAAAAAAUUGUCCUCACUGGCCGCACCGGUCACCAUCUGCAAAAGGCCAAGAGGGGUCCAGUACAGGUCCCCUCGCCUCUCCACAUCCCGCAUCCCGUCCAGUGCGCCGUUCGGUACUGUGCUUCGAGUCUUUGACCACGACGCGACCGCCCAUCCCCCCUGCCGCAGCACCACAACCGCAGAGCGCGGACCGGCAGCCAGCCAUGCUCGCCCGCCGACGCCGACGCCGCGGGUGAGGUGACUUGAGCCGCUCGAGACCCCGCCGCCGCCGCGAUGGAUCCGGCGUCCGAGGAGCUCGAGCGCCGCAGCCGCUACCUCAGCUCGCUCAUCCGCCGCACCAAGCUCAGCGCCGACCCCGCUCCCCCUCCUCCUCUGCCGGAGCCCAGGGCUGGGACUGGGAGUCGCGAGGAGGCCAAGGCGCCGUUGGUGGAGGAGAAGGAGAAGAGGGAGGUGAAAGAGGAGGGGGACGGAAAGGGGAAAGAGAUCAAGGAGAAGGAGGGGGGUUUGAAGGAGGAGAACAGGAAGGUGUCGGUGCGGGUGCGGGCGGCUGACAUGCCCCUGGCGCUGCAGCGCCGCGCGAUCCGGCUCGCCUAUGAAGCCAUCGCCGCCAUGCCGCGGCUCGACAGCAAGCGCCUCGCCCUCGCGCUCAAGAAGGAAUUUGAUACAGCAUAUGGUCCUGCUUGGCAUUGCAUUGUCGGAACAAGCUUUGGUUCCUAUGUCACUCACUCCUUGGGAGGUUUCUUAUACUUCUCUGUUGACAAGGUCUAUAUUCUUCUCUUCAGAACCGCUGUUGAGCCAUUAGGCCAUCCACGCUGAGACCUAAGAUCAGUUUUACUAGAAGUAGCCUGUAUUUGCCAUUUAACAUGCAGAAGGACAAGGAGAGUAGAAUUCUAGAUCAUCGCCCUCUCUGCAAAUAUGUAGAACCAAUCUGAUGUAAAUUCCAUGUACUACGCACUCAUCUGCCAUGUAAACCUUGACAUCCUUUAGCUGUCAAAACUGUCACUCGACUCUGUUCUUCAGUGCGAGAGGGGGAGUAGCUGUGCUUGUGAAUCAGCAUUACUGUAUGAUGGCUGAGCUUGUAACCUGUUCUGAUGGAUCGAUGCUUCCUAUUAUGAUCUGCUGCUUGA